Brassica napus (rape) is the source of this 2445-nucleotide messenger RNA. RefSeq lists its product as uncharacterized. Gene Ontology annotation, biological process: response to photooxidative stress; photosystem I assembly. The transcript has a single exon. NCBI's taxonomy places the organism in Eukaryota, Viridiplantae, Streptophyta, Magnoliopsida, Brassicales, Brassicaceae. The record is from RefSeq and is a predicted model, not a curated record. Bases 1170 to 2351 code for a protein of 393 amino acids. Gene Ontology annotation, cellular component: chloroplast thylakoid membrane.
UUUGGAGAACAAAAAAACUAUAUAUUUGAUGUUAUAAAGUUUCUUUUUCGAAGAUGCUUUAACUUACUAUUCAAUUAGCUAACAAAUUGUUUGCAAAUCUGCCUUAAAUGAAGAGUUUAUGCACUGUGCAUCUCCUCGGCAAGCAAAUGGUGAAGUCCUUUGAGAAUGUAAGAAAAGAAGAGAUAAACGCAGUGAUGCAGAAGCUUGAGAAAGCUAGUUCUUCUUCUUUAUCGGUAAAUCUAAGCGAUUUACUACUUAACAUGUCAAACAAUGUCAUAUGUAAAAUUGCAAUGGGAAGAAAAUAUAGCCGUGAAGAAAACACUAGCGAUUUUGAAAAUCAACUGAGAAAAAUCUGUGACAACCCGUCCUGCGGACCCCCGAAAAUAAGUUUCCUAAAAUGAAAACUUUUCUAAAAUGAAACUUCUCCUAAAAUAGAAACUUUUCUAAAAUAGCAACUUUUCUAAAAUAGAUUUCUAUAACUAGAAAUAUGGUGGCGACAAACUUACUAGAAAAUCCACUGGAAGUUCCCCCAGAAAUCCCACCGGAAGCUCGCCAAGAAAUCCCGCCGGAAGCUCACACGGAAAGUCCACCGAAAAAAUUCACUAGUGACUGGUUGUUGGAUAAUUCAACAACUCGUCACGCGCAAAGAAAUACCUUUGACUUGAUGAAUAAAAAAAAGAUGGUGGAGUUUCUUAUAUAGAAGAAGGUUUUCUAAACUUCCAAUGUGGGACAAAAUAAGAAAAGAGUAUUGGACUUUAAUUUUUUAAUAAUAGCCAAAAAUGCCUCACCAAAAAUCAGAUAAACAGUCAAAGCUUAAGCUGAUUUUCAUCAUAUUACUGAUUUCGUUCCUUAUUAUGGUCUUCACUGAUGCAAGUAACCACCUUCCAAAUACCUUGAUAAUAUUAGUAUAACUAGGUAGUUCGUGCAAGCAGAUCUAUCUUUUUGAUCUUGUCAUCAUCGUGGGAAUGGUCUCAUGUCAACGACAAUUAUUUUACAAUUUUAUAGAAGAUGAAGUCAACAACACUUUGUGUAGUAUCAUAUUAUACGUGCGAGUCAUGACUAAACUAAUUACCAACCGACGUGCAGCCCAUCCUGCUCCGUAUUUAAAACCAAUCUGUUUUAGCCUUUUGCCACUAUUGUCUUUGCCAAAUUAAUCAUCAUUAACAAAAAUGGCGACGCAAGUUCUCAGCUUCAGGGACGAUAGUAGCUUCAGGGACGAUAGUAGCUUCAGGGACGAUAGUAGUCAAGAGGAUUGGCAUGACUUUGAGGUUCUUGGUCGUGGAGACGAGCCCAAGAUUCUGAUCAAGAAGUCAAGUAUGCUGUCCGAUUCAGAGAGGCGGAUCUCCGUUGACCCGAAAUCGCUUUUAUCGAGGAACGAGAGCUUCGACAUGAUAACCUCACGGCCGAGAGAUAAUCAAACGAAGACGAAGUUUAUAAGCUGCAGCCUCCCGAACUCAGCAUCCACGUCACCUAGACACAACUCGAGUUGGAAGAACAGAACCACGGAGCAAGUUCUUGACCUAAUGCUCGUUCAAAACGCUGCCGUUUCGUUCGGAAGAAGCAAAUCUUGCGGGGAAGGACGUGCAUGCACGCCAUCCCUAGAUUUCGACAUGUUACUACGCAAAUCAAGAACUGGACAUCAUCAUUAUAAUCAUAACCAUCCGCAACACCAUGAUGAUGAUAAUGGCUUCUCUUCCUCUAACACCAAGAGUAGCGGAAACAACUCUUUCUUCUCGAAGACAGAGUCUAACAAAAGCAAUACCAGCACGGCGAACUCGAAAAGCAUCAAUAAGUUCGAAGACGGAUUCAAAUGCAGCGCGUUGUGUCUAUACCUACCCGGUUUUGGUAAAGGUAAACCGGUUAGGCCAUCAUCCCGAAAAGGUGAUUCCUCAAUCACUAGAACCACGACAAUGACUUCGACUCAUUCCAUGGCAAGAACUGCUUCUAUGAGAGACACUACGGUGCUCUCAGCUCGAGCCUCGCUAGAGAAGUUUGACUGCGGUUCGUGGACUUCUUCGGCUAUGAUUCACGAUGACAGUGUCGAUCUCGGUGGUCAUUUCUUCGACUUGCCUUCUGAACUGAUCAAAGGCGGUCCAGGUGGAAACGAUCAAGACGAUCCUGUUUCGGCGGCUUUCGUGUUCCACAAGGAACCUAGUUUGGAGAAAGAGAUUAAAGGGGUUUUGAAGACUUCUGGCUCGAAAUCGAGAAGAUCUAUGGAGUCGCCACUUCAUGUUCGGUUCUCAACUUCGUCUCCGGUAUCUUAUCCGACGUCUCCGAAUCAUUCAAUCACGCCACGGUUGUUACAAGCCACCGAGGAUUUUACUAGUUUCUUGGAAGCCCAAACCGUGUGAAUAAUAAAUGUGACGGAUUAACUUUUCUUCUUUUUUCUUUUAAUUUUAUUUUUUAUUGAUUAAUCGAAUGAAGUUAACUACAUUUUUAACCUUC